This is a messenger RNA of Nematocida minor, 960 nucleotides long. Its product is annotated as replication factor C subunit 2/4. Bases 1 to 960 code for a protein of 319 amino acids. Gene Ontology annotation, biological process: DNA repair; DNA-templated DNA replication. Lineage: Eukaryota; Fungi; Microsporidia. The record is from RefSeq and is a predicted model, not a curated record. Gene Ontology annotation, cellular component: nucleus; DNA replication factor C complex. Gene Ontology annotation, molecular function: ATP hydrolysis activity; DNA binding; DNA clamp loader activity. The transcript has a single exon.
AUGAGUCUGAGUAAUUCCACAUGGACUGAGAAGUACCGGCCGUCCAGCCUGGAAAGCAUGGCCCUGCCUGCGGAGAUAAGAGACUUUUUCUCUUCUCUUCUUUCUGGGAGACACGCACUCCCCAACAUAAUACUGCACGGUCCUCCUGGCAGCGGGAAGACCACGCUUGCGCUGAUUCUUGCAAAUUCUCUCUCAAGGAAGGAGAGCAUACUGGAGCUGAAUGCCUCGAGUGAUCGAGAAAUAUCCGCAAUCCGAGGGAAAAUAAAGACAUUUGCAGCGGCCAAGUCGCACAGCGGAGAAGUGAAGAUCAUCAUCAUGGACGAGUGCGAUUAUCUGACAACGGAUGCACAGCACUGUCUCAGAAGAAUCAUAGAAGACACCCACAAGAACACGCGUUUCGUAUUUAUAACGAACUACAUUAACAAAGUCAUAGACCCCAUCAAGAGCAGACUCGUUCCUCUGCACAUCCCGUGGACAGGGAGCAGUGAGAGUGUAAAUAUUCUUAGCAGAAUAAAAGAAAAAGAAAAGCUGAACAUUACCCGCGAAGACAUUGAGUACAUUCUUGAAAUAACAGAAGGAGACAUGAGGAGAUCGCUGGUUCUUCUGCAGACAGUGGGCGCAUGCAAAGUAGCACCGGGUGAGCACAGGAAUAUCAUAGCAGAGAUCGCAGGCAUAGUGCCCAAUGACAUUUUGAAGUCAGUUAUAUCUGUGCAAACCGUACCUGAAAUAGUAGAACUGUCAAACAAAAUAUCCAGGGAGGGAUAUUCAGCACUGGAUGUUGUUCAAGGACUAUCUAAAUAUCUGGUGCAAAUGGAGCCAAUUACUAAGCCAAUGCAGAGACUGUUUGUGACGCUGGCAAACUGCGAAGAGGAAAUUAUGUGCGGAGGCAAUGACACAGUCUAUCUGUCCCGCAUAAUAGCCAGUGCAGCUAAUAUUUUACAUCCACAGGGUAUUAAUUAA